UUUCAGAUGGUCAUCGCCAGCUUUUCAGGAAUGUUUAUGGAGCAACGCAUCCACCCUUACGACCAAAGUCUCAGGCGCAGAGAGUUGUCAUCCCGACGUAACGAUUUCGACGCUGCUCUGGGUUUCGACGAGCCAACCAGCCUCGGAGCUUAUACUCGGUCAGGACCGCUAUAUGAAGGCGACGAUGGCAUGCUUUUUGAUUUUACGCCUUCCUACCAGCCCGCCCGGAGACACUCUUUCCCGCCCCGAUCUCUCGAACGUAUUCUUCGGCAGGGUGACGAAUUGCUACGGAUGCACGACUCCCGCAUAAUGCGCAGCGGCAAUCCUCCUCCUCCCUCCCAACUGCCGCUUGAGCUGGACCCUCAUAUCAUCAACAAUACCAGCGAGUUUGCGUUGCAGAGAAGAGUUCCCACCAACGAACCCCCGCCACAACCAGUACCGAUGGCACUUCCUCUUGUCGCUCGAUCGCUGUCGAGCGAUUCUUCGACCGGAUUCUCGUCGUUAGCUUCAGCGGACACAAGGAGCUCUCGCGGCGUCUACGACUCAAUAUCGCCCCAGUCUCCUCCCAACGUUUCGCCAGUCAUUGCAUGUCAACCUUGCCGCCGCCGCAAGGUACGCUGCGACUCCGUUCGUCCCUCAUGCAGCAAUUGCGUGCGGCGCAAAACACCAGAUGAUUGUGUUUACGACGCGGCUCCCCGACGUCGCGGGCCAGAUAAGAACCCCGGGACAAGACAUCGACCAUGCAAGAAACGGCCGGAAAGCAGUGCUGGAGAUGCUCAGCCAACUUCUGGAGGAGGGUCAAGUGAGAGUAUGCAGUAA
This is a messenger RNA of Mycena indigotica, 819 nucleotides long. Its product is annotated as Zn(2)-C6 fungal-type domain-containing protein. NCBI's taxonomy places the organism in Eukaryota, Fungi, Basidiomycota, Agaricomycetes, Agaricales, Mycenaceae. The record is from RefSeq and is a predicted model, not a curated record. Bases 7 to 819 code for a protein of 270 amino acids. Gene Ontology annotation, biological process: regulation of DNA-templated transcription. The transcript has 4 exons. Gene Ontology annotation, molecular function: DNA-binding transcription factor activity, RNA polymerase II-specific; zinc ion binding.